Sphaerodactylus townsendi is the source of this 1565-nucleotide messenger RNA. RefSeq names its product OTU deubiquitinase 6B (gene OTUD6B). Gene Ontology annotation, molecular function: cysteine-type deubiquitinase activity. Lineage: Eukaryota; Metazoa; Chordata; Lepidosauria; Squamata; Sphaerodactylidae. Gene Ontology annotation, biological process: protein deubiquitination. The transcript has 7 exons. Bases 97 to 936 code for a protein of 279 amino acids. The record is from RefSeq and is a predicted model, not a curated record.
CACGUGUCUCCUGGGCUCGCUUGCUUUGCUGCUGGGUCUUGCGCGGCACCAUCGCCCUGGGUGAAAGCUGUGGCGGCCGGCGGUGGCGCGGCCGUCAUGGAAAGGCCGGGCGAAGAGGAAGAGGAGCCGGCUGCAGAGGAGGGAGACGCGUUGGCGUUGCUGGUUAGGAGGCAGCGCAAGGAGAAGCGUGAACUGCAGGCUAAAAUUCAAGGAAUGAAAAAUGCUGUUCCAAAGAAUGAUAAGAAGAGAAGAAAACAGCUGUCAGACAGUGUUGCAAAGAUGGAGGCAGAUCUGGAACAGAAGCAUAAAGAAGAGCUGAAUGAACUACAGGAGACAGUACCUGAGGAGAGUAAGGAGGAUUCUGCAGCUAUAAGUAUGGCAAGCUUAGAGCUGGAAAACACACAACAGGUUCCGCCUCCUCGAAUAUCAAAAGCACAGAAAAGGCGGGAGAAAAAAGCUGCAUUGGAGAAGGAAAGGGAAGAAAGAAUAGCAGAAGCUGAGAUAGAAAAUUUAGCAGGAGCUAGGCACCUCGAAAGCCAGCAACUUGCACACAUUUUGUCAACAAGGCUGUUAGAAAUCAAACAAAUCCCCUCUGAUGGCCAUUGCAUGUACAGAGCGAUUGAAGAUCAGCUCAAGGAGCGGCAAAACUCCUGGACUGUUGCGACUCUUAGAGCUCAAACGGCAGAGUACAUGAGAACUCACACAGAUGACUUCUUACCAUUCUUGACAAAUCCAAACACAGGUGAUCUGUACAAUCAGGAUGAAUUUGAAAAAUACUGUUGUGAUAUAGCAAACACAGCUGCUUGGGGUGGUCAGUUAGAAUUAAGGGCUCUUUCACAUAUCUUGCAAACCCCAAUUGAAGUAGUACAGAUGGAUUCACCUCCCAUUAUCGUUGGAGAAGAAUACAGUAGGAAGCCACUAAUACUUGUAGUAUAGACAGUGGGCAGAAGGUUAUUAUUAAGGUCAUUUUACAUUCCAUAUCUCUAGUGGAGUCUGGCAGUAAAAACUUAACCACAGCAAAAUAUGAGGUCAGUACUUAAAUAAUUUUUCUAGGCUCCCUUUGUUACUAUGGACAAGUAACUCGGCUCUCAAAAAUGCAGUAAAAGUUGAAACCAGCCAAUGUUGCCAGUUUUAACUUUUUCUACUUUUUGAUGACUUGUAAGCCUUUAUUUUUUAAAAAAAGAUUCAAUGUUGUAAAUAUAACAAUAUUUUUUAAGUUGGGUAUUCAUUUUAGGACUGAGUGGCAGCAUUAAGACCUCCUUCAGACACACAGGAGAAUGAGGAGGGAAAAUGAGGAGGGAGAAUGCGGAGGUGGUAAAAUAAACUAUACCACUUCAUACUGCUGGUGGUAGAUUCUAGCUUUGAAUGUACCGUGCAUAAAAAGUUCAAUGCAGAUAGAAAGACCAGCAGAGAAUUCUAUCAUUGCUUUCUCUUUUCAGAGCAUUUAAACUUAGAGGAGUGUUAUAAAAUAUUACCAUGUAUACUUGCUCAUAAGUUGAGGUUUUCAGCUUUUUUUUUAGGCUGAAAAAUGGCCCCCUCAACUUAUACGCAGGUCCCACUUACAG